AAAAACAAAACGUCUCUGAUUUUUUGCUGAUCGUCGAACAACAGCAAAAUGAAGAGCUGUUGGCUAGUAAUGAUCGUUGUUGUCGUGAGUAUCAACUGUCGUCAAGCUAUUGUUGCUGGCCAGUCCGUGAGCAGACUGGGCGGCAUCGCCCAACAGCAAAAGUUCCAGUCGUGGUGGCAAGAGAAGACGGUUGAACUCGAAGAUGAGUUGAACGAAAGCGAUAAAUUGAACUUGAUCCAGCAGUGGCUUCAUAAUUUGGUGGUUAGAUUGGCGUCUUCCUCGUACCCGACGGCCGUGGCCAGCAACAUUAGCCAACAAUGCCAAGUGGAUAGCAUCCAUUACGUACACAAUCUAUAUCGACGUUCCUGGGCUAUGCAGAUGAAGGAAUCUUCGGGAAAAGUCCCAAUCGGACUGUACGGAUCGGGUAAUUUUCACGCCGAUGGUUUGUUCGAUGAAUGCCUGGCCGUCCGCGGUCCCAAUUUCACCGGUCAGUACUGUACGGCCUAUUUCAAAGCGGCUCCAGUUACGGAAUCAGACAUCAUUUAUCAGGAUAUGUCAACCAAUCUCGAUGAUAACGAAGAUGUCGAACAACGGAGCGCUAAUUUAGUAACGUUGUUACAAUUGCUGGGCAUCCUGUCAUCUUCGGCCGGCCGUGUCGAACCCAAAAUUGCGCAGGCCGACGUACUCGCUUACGCUUUUCCUAGCAUCAGUUUCUGUUUACCAUCGUCUUGCAGCGCCGAUGACCUCGGUCACGCCGUGGCGGAGCUUGUGGGUAGUUACAUCAUCUCUAAUUACUCCCUCGUGACCGUGACGGACGAGGUCUACUGUUUCACAGAUCACGAAGAUCCGCCAUCUUUCGAUGGACCCGACAUUACCGUCAUUGUGGUACUGAGCUUGUUGGGAUUGUUGGUUGUCAUAGCAACCGCUCACGAUGCUUGGAGGAUGGUCCUGGACAAGCCGUUUGAUUCCAAGAAAGACGGCCAUGUUAUUAGUGUUUUACACUGUUUCUCAGCAUUGACCAAUGGGAGACGAUUGUUGUCGAUGAAAAGCAAGGCAUCACCAUCGAAUUUGGCCUGCGUUCACGGCAUACGAGUCCUAUCCACCUGUUGGGUGGUCAUAGGACAUUCGUGGAUCAUUGGUCCAGGUUCAUAUUCAAUGAAUCCGAGCAUGGUCACUGACGACGCGAUGACGUGGUGGUUCCAGGGCAUUUCGAACGCCACUGUUUCAGUUGACACCUUCUUACUGAUGGGCGGCCUGCUCGUCUCGUAUCUUUUGCUGGCCGAAUUGGAUCGCAAUAAGGGAAAAUUCAAUAUCGGUCUUUUCUAUCUCCAUCGAUAUCUCCGAUUGACGCCAGUGUACGCCAUUGUUCUCGGAUUCAUCGCUACAUUAAUCGUCUACACAGGGACUGGGCCCAAUUGGUACAACGUUCAACUAUCUGCUUACGGAUGUCGCAUCAACUGGUGGUGGCAUCUCCUCUACAUCAAUAAUCUCUUCCCAACCGACAUCAACGUCCAGUGCAUGGAACAGACGUGGUAUCUCGCCACGGACAUGCAGCUGUUCAUCCUCUCACCGUUGUUCAUCUACCUGUUGUGGCGUCGCAAAAAUAUUGGGCUGGCGUUACUUGGUUUCGUUUUUCUUGGCACGAUCGGUGCCAACUUCGCCAUCUUUGCUGUGUUCGAUUUGAUGCCUACCAUCAUGCCCACCCGAACAUUCGAUACGCUGGCGAUGGGAUUUGAUGCUGAUUAUUAUUACACUAAACCGUGGACUAGAGCCCCACCUUACAUCGUUGGAGUGUGGCUCGGAUGGUUCUUGUACGUGACCAAAGAAUCACAGAAACGCACGUCCAAGAUAAUAUUGGUGAUCUUUUGGACAUUAUCAUCGGCUAUUAUCCUGGCAGUCAUCUACGGAUUGGUUCCAUAUUUAGACGAGAAUGAAGUGCCUACCAUCAACCCGGCCAUCAGCUUGUUCUAUGGUUCGUUACACAGAACGGCCUGGGCUAUCGCCGUGGCCUGGAUCGUGUACGCUUGCACGCGCGGUUAUGGCGGGUUCGUCAAUCGGUUGCUGUCCUGGAAAGGAUUCCUACCUUUAAGUCGAUUGAGUUAUUGCGUUUUUCUCAUUCACUAUUCUUAUUUGGACGUGUUUUACGCCUCCAAUCGCAAGCUCGUUUACUACACAUUCCUCAGCCAAUUGACGACCUAUUUCGGCAUUUUGGCCACUGUCUUUGGGUUGGCUUUUGUCGUCUCCAUCACGGUGGAGGCUUCGUUCCUGAACGUGGAGAAACUUGUUUUCGCUCCCUUUCAACCACCUAAGCCGAGAGAAUCCGAAGUCCAACACUCGUCCAGACGCAUCGACUGGAAAAACAAAUCUUUUAAUAAAUACUAAAUUAGAAAUGAUCCAUAUACGUGUCCGUUAGUGAAUACAUAUGCCAUAGCCCAAAGAA
Molecule: messenger RNA, 2440 nt
Organism: Daphnia carinata
Lineage: Eukaryota; Metazoa; Arthropoda; Branchiopoda; Diplostraca; Daphniidae
Product: nose resistant to fluoxetine protein 6-like
Exons: 11
Coding region: 49-2382 (777 amino acids)
Molecular function (GO): acyltransferase activity, transferring groups other than amino-acyl groups
Source: RefSeq, a predicted model, not a curated record